Messenger RNA from Heterotrigona itama, 1474 nucleotides. The record is from the annotation of a GenBank genome assembly. Lineage: Eukaryota; Metazoa; Arthropoda; Insecta; Hymenoptera; Apidae.
GUGCCGCAGCAAUCUCUGGCAAACGACGACACCGCAGUGGAAUCGAAUCCUCCGCAGACACACCUACCGAAGAACCGUCAGAAGUAUCAGCCAGCGCCCAAUCGUCGCUUACCACUGAAACCUACCACUUCACCACCGUUCACAACGACGCCGGAAAUCAUCACGACUACCGAAAGAAUACCUGUUGCCACAGUACUUCCAGAGGACGUGACGUACACUGGCAGGCCAAAGUCUAGACCAGACGAGACGAAACAAACUAGAGUAAGGGGCAGAAUACGACGACCCAGUAGAAAACGCGUAACUAGUACGAGUACAACGGAAUCCGUGCUUGAGACGCAUAACGAGCUACCAUUGGACGAAAAUUAUCCGCUUAUACGGCCACAAUCUGUGACCGCAGGGCAACAACAGAGUCCGUACGAGGACAAUUACGAUAACGCCGGUGGAUUCGCCGAUGGAGCACGUAAUCCAACAUCCGAACAUCAAUUCUACGAUGCCUCUAGCGAGAACUAUCCACCCGAGUUCAUCCUAAACUUUGGUAACUACCCGGCGCAGCCAGUUCAACGUGAAGAGUACGAUCAGACUCAACUAGCCAGCAUUUCACCGAAGAAAUACAGCAGCCAGGCUUCAAGGACGAGGCCUUCGGAAGAUGAUCGUCAGAUGACGGCGGACAUCUACGGAUCUGAGAGUCAAUGGUCCACGAAACUGACGAGAACUUCGUUUCAGCCGAGUUUCGCGGUGAAUCAGGUUCAGCCGGAGGAGGCUCCCAAGAGCAAUCAACGGUUCCAUGAAUCUUUAAAAAACGCCAACCCACCAGAAAUAAUCACAGCAGCGCCGGACGUCUCGUCUGUAACGCUGGUAGUCUCUUCAGACGACAGGAAGGAAGAGGACACGCAGAAGGAAGAAACUGAAACGAUGUUAAUUGGCACGACGAUAUUUGGUAGGAAAACCGUCGUGCAGGAUCACACUGAGAAGAUGAAUACAAGUACUGAAACAAGUACCACGGCACCGGAGACCAAAGAGGAAAGUAACAGCGAGGGUGAAGUUGAUCAGAAUGGAGAUCCUUGGUUGGUGGAUAAAGCGAAGGAUUCUACUGAACAACAGAAUAUUGAUUUGGAGAAGAUUGCGAAGAAAAAUGAUAAUUCCACCAGUCCAGUUGGAAAGAAGGUAAGAGCUUUCGAGUUGUUUGAUAACUAUUAAUAGUCUUGAAUGAGAUUCUUGAGAAGUUUAAAAAAGUUUCAUAUACUUAUAUGUAUAAAGCCAAACAUAUACAUCAGAUGCUUCAGAAAAAAUACUACUGGAAUUAAUAAUCGCUUGCUAAUCAAUGUUGUACAGUCGCAGACAAGUUUGAUAAAUGAAGUUUGACAAGCAAUAAUAAUUAUAUGUAAUAAAAUGGGCUAAAUAUUAAAACGGAUGUACGUGAAAUAUAUAUUGAAAUUAAUCAAAUACUCAGAAGGAAUCAAUUUAUAAACUGUGA